Tachysurus fulvidraco (yellow catfish) is the source of this 2934-nucleotide messenger RNA. RefSeq names its product extensin-2-like. Bases 126 to 1445 code for a protein of 439 amino acids. Lineage: Eukaryota; Metazoa; Chordata; Actinopteri; Siluriformes; Bagridae. The transcript is spliced from 14 exons. The record is from RefSeq and is a predicted model, not a curated record.
UCUGUCUCUCCUCAUCUCUCUAACACCAUAAAGGUUUUGUCAGUUUCCUGAUAGCUUGCCUCGGAAACACAUCCAAAUAUCUGCUCUUGUUCUGUCUUCAUUAUCAAAAACACAGAUCUUUGACUAUGGAGAAAAUCUCUACUCCACCAUAUCCUGGACCACCUUUAGAGUCCACCAGUUCUGUAAAGCAGAGACCCCAGCCAGCUCCUCGUACACGCUACACCAACGUAGAGCAGUCUCCUGGACCUCAGCACAACAGAUGUUUGCCUGUGGAGAACAUCCCUGCUCCACCGUAUCCUGGUCCGCCUCUAGACUCUCUGUCAUCCAGCGCUGUACAGCAGAGACCCUGCUCUUUUCAGCCACCUCCUCGCACAUGCUACACCACUGAAGAGUGUGGUGCUUAUAAUCACCAGUCUCCUGGAUGUCAACACCAUAGUUCUUUGCCCAUGGAAAACAUUCCUGCUCCACCAUAUCCUGGCCCACCUCUGGACUCCACCAGUUCUCUACAGCCGAGAGCUUACACCCAUCAGACACCUUUUCACACAGACCCUGUCCUUUUGGAGGGUGGUCCCCAUAGUCCACUGCAGUCUCCUUCUCCUCAGUACCAAAGGUUUCACCAUACUCAUCUGCACUCUCCUCAUCCUCCAAACCCCUGCCAAUACCCGGAGUCAUUGGGAACAUCUGGAAUAAAAGGGAGUACUGUACUGAAGGGAGCUGUCACCGACGAGCAAGCUUACCACACAUGCCAUGACAAAGCUGAGGGUGUUCCCUGUAAGAACCUGCCUAGCAACCCGACCUUCUAUCCUACACCAAAUAAACAAAGCAUAUCACAGGGGCAAAAGGCCGGCGCUCACUCACGUGACCUGCUGCUUGAGUCUCGUUAUAGCUCUGAGAAGAGUACCGUCGAACUCUCUACUGAACAGAACGUAAAAGUCAGCGAUCCUCCUCCACCAUAUCCCGGCUUUGCACUCAACCUGCAGUCAUCUGACACUCCACAGCAAUUCAGACCAGACACAUCUCCAUCCAUGUAUUCUUAUAAUUAUAAAGUCGUCCACGCUGGUGGGAGUCAGGUGGUCACCCAUCAGCAGAGGCAAGUAGUGGUCCAACCUGCCUCUCAGCCUUCUGUGGUGAUCCAAUCUCCAGCUCCAGCUUAUCAAGUCGUCCAGCCUCCAGCUCCAGCUGUUCAAGUCGUCCAGUCUCCAGCUCCAGCUUAUCAAGUCAUCCAGUCUCCAGCUCCAGCUUAUCAAGUCAUCCAGUCUCCAGCUCCAGCUUAUCAAGUCAUCCAGUCUCCAUCUCCAGCUGUUCAUGUCGUCCAGUCUCCAUCUCCAGCUGUUCAUGUCGUCCAGAAUCCAGCUCCAGCUGUUCAUGUCGUCCAGUCUCCAUCUCCAGCUGUUCGAUUAAUCCAGUCUGCAGCUAAUGCCACGGUUUAUCGUCGUUAUUACUGAAGUCAUGCUCUGUGCCACUGAACCGAUCCAGGACAACGUGUACGACCCUCAACGCACUGCGAUGAAAUCUCCAGCAGGAUUAUUUUUACGGCAAAAUUCUUUCAGGAAAUAAAUAGCCUGUAUUUCUUAAUAAUAUUUCUUUAAUACAUUUCUUGGCUUUUUGUAUCCAUGGUGAUAUAUACUGUAUACUUGUACAUUUACAGCAGCACACUAAAUCAUGAUGUGUAUUACCGCAAAACCUACAGGGUCCACAGUGAGCAGGUUGCUGUCGGGUCAGAGUCGGAUAUGCAAAUGAUAAUAGGGCAGACGUGGGUUUCAACCUCUUCUUUUUAAGUUUGAUGAAUAAAGGAUGUUAAAUUGUACACGGUGUAUUACAACAACAUUAGAUUCAAAUCUCGUUAAGACUGAGCUUUUGAUAACUUCGGGAAGGUCUUCUCAAGGCUUUGGGAUAUUUUUAUGGUAUAAACAGUAUAGUGAGGAAACGAGACCGAUAAACACAAACCUGUUACUGAUUAAAGGCUGUUACUGGCUGCAGAAACUCCACAAUGUGAAUGUUAUUCAGGGCUUGAAGGUGUUAUGAAGGUGUCAGGAGGCUAUUAACAUCUUACAAACCCUGACAUAAGCUGUAAGAUUUUAUAAAGUGGAACAUGUUAUAAAGCAUUCAUAAUGCAUUGUAUACACACAUAAUGAUUCACGAACAGGCAUUUUACACUUCAUAGCUAUAUUUAUUAUUCUCAAUAAUUAAAGAUUAUAACACUUUAUAGCACACAUACCAAAAACAAGCUCAGUGUUGUACACUGCAUUAUUAUUAUAAAUUAGAGCAUCUUUUUCUUAGUGAAAUAAUCAGAGCUUAAUGUUAGAAAACAAAUUUUAGUAAGACACAUUUAUGAAAAUAUUUGAAUUUAGUGAUAAAAUGUAUUUAUUUUAAAGUGAGAAAUAAAACAUUACUUUGACUUCAAGCAAAACAAUUUUCCCGUUUUAUUUUUUUAUUCACUUUUAUAGUAUUUACAUGAUAUAGCUUGUGAGUUACUUUAUUCUACCAUUCUGCUAGUUACUCUACACUCUUUUAAACACUCGUUUAUCGCUGAGCAUCAUUAUGUCAGUCUGCAGUUCUGAUCUGUAUUUAUAUUGUUGUUUAUAACGUGUUAUAAUGCAUUAUGCUGUUAACACUUUAUUUAAUGCAUUAUAAAUAUGGCUAUAAACUCAAAUUCCUUUUCAUAAAUAAUUAUAACCUUAUGUGCCUUAUGUUAGCAUUAUGAACAUGUUAUGCAGGUUGUUAUUACAGGUUAUUACACAUACAACGUACACAGCCAGUCGAACGUUUGGGCACGUGAGAUUGGACAUAUAAAAAUGUGUAUAUUUCUGGGUAUAUUUGUUGUCUUAACUUUCAUGUGUUAUUAAGCUCACAGUGACUUGUUGUUUGUGUCACAGAGACUUUGGUGGUUUGUGUAUAACCUUCUAUUAAUAAUUAAAAAAACAUUUUACUGAA